Molecule: messenger RNA, 1468 nt
Organism: Stegodyphus dumicola
Lineage: Eukaryota; Metazoa; Arthropoda; Arachnida; Araneae; Eresidae
Product: neural cell adhesion molecule 2-like
Molecular function (GO): protein binding
Source: RefSeq, a predicted model, not a curated record
AUGGAUAGACUUUGCCGUGCUUGCAAAGUGAUCUCUCUCUCUUUUUCAGUAAGGCCAACAGAUGUAAGAAUAACAAGUCCUUAUCAAUCUUUAUCAGCCGGAAAGGAUACAGACAUUGUCUGUGUUGCUAGAGGAGGCCGACCACCUGCUCAAAUUUCUUGGUGGUUAGAUGGAGAAAAGUUAACAACAAGAAUCACAGAAAGCACGGCGGACGAGGACAAUCUAACUAUCAGUAGUCUGAGUAUAAGACCUAGUAUACAAGAUAAUUUAAGGAACUUGUCCUGUAGAGGAGAUAAUCCACAGCUGACUGACAGUGUUCUAGAGGAUACAUGGUUGAUCAAUGUUCACUAUCUUCCUCGACUGUCUGUAAAGCUCAAUAUUUUGGGAACUGUCAAGGAAGGAAGUGACGUUAGUAUGACAUGUGAAGUCCAUUCCCAUCCGCCAAUUACUGAGUUAGAAUGGCUGCAAGAUGGACGUUCUCUAGGCCCGCCUUCUGGUGCUAGUUUUUCGAAUAGGACACUCAUUAUUCCAAACGUUGGUCCACAACAUAAAGGGGAAUAUCAGUGUGCAGGAACUAACAGUGAAGGCAGAGCUUUCAGUGAACCUGUUCUGCUCCAAGUUCUCUAUGCUCCAAGAUGUGAAUCGGUUAGGAGCAGCGUAUACGGCGUUGGUAGGACAGAAUCAGUUAGCGUGGCAUGUGCAGUUGACGCUUAUCCGACGACUGUCAACUUUUCAUGGGUCCUUAGUAAUUCUGACAGCAAGUCCCCAUUACCUCCUACUCAGUAUGCCAGCAACGGAACAAAAAGUGUGGCAACUGUGUCACCAAGAGUGCCUCAGGAUUAUGGCGUUCUACAGUGCUGGGCUUCCAAUAUUAUUGGCCAACAAAAGGAUCCGUGCUCUUUCCGGAUUAUUCCUGCUGGAGUACCAGAGGAGCCAAGAAAUUGCGAAGUUAGCAACAGAACAUCUGACUGCAUUUCACUAUUGUGUGAAAGUGGGGAAGAUGGAGGUCUUCAACAAAUUUUCCAGCUUGAAGUCAUGAGCACAGACUCGGAUAAAUUUCUAGCCAAUCUAACAUCGCGUUCUUCACCUGCAUUCGUCGUUUGUUCCCUUCCACCUAAAGAAUCUUUGAUACUCGUCGUAUAUGCGAUUAACAGCAAAGGGAGAAGUAAACAAGUUGCUAUACAUUCCAGUACACUUGCCGGAACUUCGGAUGAGGGAGAGCAAGAGGAAGAUACAGGAACUUUAACGGCAGUAUUAGGAAUAGUGAUUGGAGCCAUUUUUGUUGUGGUUCUACUAGCAGUUAUCCUAAUUUUGUCACUGAAGUUGCGAUACAAUAGAUCAGUGAAAGCAAGGAAUUAUCGUCCUGACUCAGACAAGUGCGAUGCUCAUCUAAUGAAGGAAUGUAAAGAGCCAUGUGUUACGAAUAGUCAAGGUCCCGAUAUUAUUCCGGAAAAAAGCUUCUUCCAAG